AUCAUUCGUCACACUCAAGAUCAGAGAACGUACUUUGCAAUGUGUUAAAAGGAAUUCGUUUCUCUUUUGGUUUAUAUAGCAAGAACAAUUUGAGCAGUGUUUGUGUCUUAUUUUUAUGAAAGAAGAAGAUGGUUGUCAAUUAUUUACACUUUCUCGUGCUGUCGUUGGUGUUUUGUUUUUGUUCAACGAAUCCUUUACAUUUUCGAAGUGCAAAUUAUGAAAGACAAAUACGGCCUGCUUUUCAAAAUGGCGUCUUCAAUUUUGGUUUUCAAUUGAACAUUCCAGAACCGUUAAUAGGCUUCCGGCUUACAGAAAUGAAAAAUACGAAUAAAUAUUUUGGAUCUACUUUUAAUGCAAUUCAAUCUAAUUUGCCUAUGAUUACUUCAAGAACUGGUGCCACCGAUACUUUUUCUCACUCCAAUAAUGCUAUCAAUGAAAGAGAUAAGGGAAAUCAAAAGGAUGCUCGUUUUAGCUCCAAUGAAAUUCCUCAAAAAAAUAAAGAAGAGUCUGAAGAUAUUUCUACUGAAAACACAGAAACAACUUCAUUCACGACAGACGAACCAUCUACUACUGAAAGCACAUAUGAAACAACGACAGAUUCUGAAUACACAACAUCAAUAUAUUAUGAUGACGAAUUAUUCAACCGGUCAGGAGUUUCCUCGCAGCUACUAGCUUCUUUGGUUGGAUGACAAACUAUAUUAUGUAUUGACAAAACAGACUAGAACUGUGGACGAUGGUAGAUCAAUGUUAAUAUUUGAAUUUGAAUAACUUACGUAUUUAGCACAGAUUUUCGGUCAUCAAAAAUAUAUCCAUUAAGUAAGUUGAAGGUUAAAAGAAAACAAAGGAACUCAACAUAGAACUGGUUUUUGUUAUUGACUACAUUUUAUAUGAUAAUUAAAAAAAUAGCCUUAAUCGUUUACGAUGUGUGUAUUGUUUUAUAAAUUAAAUUUAAAGUAUACAAAUUAAAGAAUUGCUUUUGUCAGUCUGUAUCAAUAAAUUCAAAAAUCGAUUUUAUAAAUCCCUUAUUACGUAAAAUCACGACCCUGUGAAAACUCACUCGUAACUAUUAGCAUUGCCGGAACUUGUUAUGUACCAUGUUAAAAAGUAUUAUAAGUUAUAAUCCAAGCUAUAAACUAUCAUCAUACAAAUGUUGAUUAAAAUCCCUUUUGCCGUUUUUGCCUAAUUGAGUUUGUUACUCACACACAUAGUAUGUACAUUCAAAUAUACAAGCGUUCAUGUUCAUAAUCUCUAUAUAUAAAAAUGAAUUGCUGUUCGUUAGUCUCGCUAAAACUCGAGAACGGCUGGACCGAUUUGGCUAAUUUUGGUCUUGAAUUAUUCG
Bombyx mandarina (wild silkworm) is the source of this 1339-nucleotide messenger RNA. RefSeq lists its product as uncharacterized. The record is from RefSeq and is a predicted model, not a curated record. Lineage: Eukaryota; Metazoa; Arthropoda; Insecta; Lepidoptera; Bombycidae.